Molecule: messenger RNA, 1110 nt
Organism: Aspergillus terreus NIH2624
Lineage: Eukaryota; Fungi; Ascomycota; Eurotiomycetes; Eurotiales; Aspergillaceae
Exons: 3
Coding region: 1-1110 (369 amino acids)
Source: RefSeq, a predicted model, not a curated record
AUGAACCCGGCAAAACCCAACGUGAAGAACGUCCUCGGCGGCGCCGCCUCGUUUGCGGUCGUCGGCGCACGUCUCGUUGCUGGGAGGGAGCACAGCCAAUCGGUCAGUUGGAUUGUAGAUGUUGGGUCUGAUUUUCCUUCAGAUGUUCUGGAGGUCAUCAACUCGUGGGACACUGCCUGUGUGAUUCGAAAAGAUCCUGGACGAUUGACCACCAGGGCAUGGAACGGUUACGGUGUGAAUGAGAAGCGGGACUUCAAGUACCUGACACCCAAGCUCCGACUGGAACCGUCGAUGCUGUCUGAUGUGCAGGUGUUUUCGAAAACUUUCCAUAUGGUGUGCUCUGCUGGUCGUUGCAUAUCCAUCGUGGAGGACAUUAUACGCCGGCGUGAAGAACUGCAGCGGGAAGGUAAGGUUCCUCCUGGGGACCACACGAAAAGACCCAUAUUUGUCUGGGAGCCUGUCCCAGAUCUCUGUACCCCGGAGGAGCAGGAGAAGUUCCUCGCUGCCAACCAGGUUGUAGAUGUUGUGAGUCCGAACGAAUUAGAGCUUGGGAUGAUGUUCGGUCAACCAGGCUGGAGCGAAGAGAGCGAUUUCGGCAAAGACAUAGUGCGCAGAAUCUUGGAUUCUGGAAUAGGCCACAACGGAGAGGGCCAUUUGGUCAUUAGGGCGGGAAAAGACGGCAGCUAUGCGUAUUCCAGGGCGCAGCGGAUCUGGCUACCUGCUUAUCACCAACCCGACACCACUGGCGCCGCCGCUGUGAUUGACCCUACAGGUGCCGGAAAUUCGUUCUUGGGCGCAUUGGCCCAGGGCAUGGUGACUAUGGGAAGGACACCCGCGAACGUGAUUGAUUCAGUGCUGUCAAAAUCCACAGCUUGGCAGGAAGCAGUGAAAGCCUCGGGUCAGCUGAACCCCGUCCUACAUGCCUUGAUCUUCGCAACCGUGGCGGCGAGCUUCGUGGUCGAGCAGAUCGGUGUGCCUCGAAUGUCAACUUCUACCGAUGGGAAAGAACUUUGGAACGAAACUGAAUUUCCGGAACGAGUCCGUCUGUACACACAGCGAUUGUAUCGAACAAUCGAAGAGUCUCCCACAAAGCACUUCCGGAUCAAUUGA